Messenger RNA from Stereum hirsutum FP-91666 SS1, 1749 nucleotides. RefSeq names its product MFS general substrate transporter. The transcript has 14 exons. Gene Ontology annotation, molecular function: basic amino acid transmembrane transporter activity. Gene Ontology annotation, cellular component: fungal-type vacuole membrane. The coding region runs from base 1 to 1749 and encodes 582 amino acids. The record is from RefSeq and is a predicted model, not a curated record. Gene Ontology annotation, biological process: transmembrane transport; basic amino acid transport. Lineage: Eukaryota; Fungi; Basidiomycota; Agaricomycetes; Russulales; Stereaceae.
AUGUCACCUCAAUCUCCAUUCGCUGUAUCUGCAUCAGAGACGCAGCCUUUGCUAAAGGACGCAACACAAACUACAUACGAGUCCGUCGAUGGCUCCGUAGACCUCGAGGACCACGAAGAGGAAUCUCCGUCUUCGGGUCCUGCCACAAAACCAGUCUCCCGAGCAGAUCUGACAUGGAUUCUCAUCGGGCUCUGGAGUGCUGUAUUCUUGGGAGCUCUCGACGGGACCAUCGUGGCCACGCUCAUGACACCCAUUGGCAGCUAUUUCCACAAAUCGAACCAAGCAUCUUAUAUCGGAACUAGUUUCCUAUUGUCCGUGUGUUGUUUUACUCCUCUAUACGGGCGCCUCUGUGACAUUUUGGGCCGACGAGGAGCGAUGCUCCUGGGCCUCUCUUUCUUCGGCCUGGGUACUGCAAUGUGCGGCCUGGCACCCUCCAUGGAGGCAUUAAUCGUUGCUCGUGCAGUCGCCGGCAUGGGCGGAGGUGGGCGUCUACUGACCCAAUACGUAGUGUCAAGCGUGGCUGUGACAGAUCUUAUACCGCUCAAACAGAGAGGGCUAUAUCAAGGGCUUGCAAAUAUAUUAUUCGGCUUGGGGGCGGGUAUCGGAGGACCCCUUGGAGGAUGGUUGAAUGAUGCCUUUGGAUGGCGAUCGGCGUUUCUGUUCCAGAUCCCGAUCCUUGUGAUAUCCUUCAUUUUAGUUGCAGUAAAGGUCGACAUACCACUGCCCGCUGCUGUUCAAGAGCAAAGCCUGUUCGAUCGAAUCAAGCGCAUGGACUUCUUCGGCUCAGUCACUCUUGUCGGAACUGUCGGUUCUCUGUUGUUGGGAUUCAGUCUUAAGACGACCGAGGACCUACCAUGGUCAAAUCCACUUAUAUAUGGCCUGUUCAUCGCCAGCGCGGUUUUCUGUGUUCUUUUCGUGCUUGUCGAGUCGCGAUGGGCACCGUAUCCGGUUAUGCCCUUACAUCUUAUUACACAGAGAACUCCGCUCGCCGUGUCAUUGACAAACUUCUUCGGCAGUGUGAUUGCAUUUUCCAUGGUAAGUUACCCAUCAGUUUCAGAUAGUCCCUCCCCUGUACUAAUACAGUCACUUCAUAUAGGCUCGCAUCUACUUCCACACUCGAUCGCUCUCUCAACCGGCAGUGUAUUCGCUGGAUGGCAAUAUGCCCUAAAUAUUAUCGUCUCAGUACUGGUCUCUCACAACAGGAUGAUGCGGCGAACGGGGAAACUUUAUACCCUUACCCUUGUAUCCGCCCUGCUCUCCGUCCUCGCAAACAUCCUCGUCACGCUUUGGAACAACGACACGCCACAGUGGCACCUGUGGUUAGAUAUCGUCCCACAAGGAUUCGGCAUGGCAAGCCUCAUCACCAGCACUCUCAUAGCUAUGAUUGCGGGGGUCACCAAAGGUGAUCUGGCGGUCGCCACAGGGAUCACGUAUCUGUUCAGAACGACAGGACAAGUACUCGGAGUCAGUCUCAGCGGUACUGUCCUGCAGGCUGUUCUGCUUCAGAAGCUUCGCGAGCGCAUCACUGGCCCUAACGCUGGAGAAGUAAGUUUUCGACACUCAACAGAGGUGAUACCGACAUUAGACCCAUACGACCGCCAAGCAGCUAUAGAUUCCUAUGCAGAUGCUCUGCGCGUCGUCUUCAUCUGUCAAACCGCGUUAAGUGUGGUGAUGUUAAUAUGUUGUGUGCCGAUACAGGAGAACCCAUUGCCGUAUGUGUCUGCUCACGAUGCUUGUUCAAGCCACUGA